This is a messenger RNA of Iphiclides podalirius (scarce swallowtail), 1299 nucleotides long. The record is from the annotation of a GenBank genome assembly. NCBI's taxonomy places the organism in Eukaryota, Metazoa, Arthropoda, Insecta, Lepidoptera, Papilionidae.
AUGGCUGACCUACAAGCCGCUCAUAAGGAAGUGUUAGAUGAAAUAGUGAAUAGAAAGAAACUGGGUGACAAGAAGAGUCAUUCAGAAACAUCUCUACAAAAUCUUGACGAAAAUGAGGAAGGAAAUUUUUCGGACAUUUCAAAAGAUCCUGGGGUUUUAAACAUGUCCGUAAACGGUGGCACACAUCACGAUGACAACGGAGAACGAAGACGCACCAUGUCGCAACCGGGCCCGGUGUCGGGGAGCCUGCUGACCGCAACCGCAUCCCGCGCCGCGCGUCGACGCCCCCCUAGGAACGUCAUGUACGCUCCCAACUUAGAGAUAAACGGCCAGUUCAGUUCCAUGUUGCCGGGCGGCCUGUUUGUGAGGCGGGUCACUCUCGCGCAUCGAACUGUAAACCUUUUGAGUCCAGCCGGCCGCGAGCCACCCUGGCCCCUUCCCAUCGCACACAGCCACCCUCCCUUCCCUGCCCAUCCUGUAAAUACCGACAGCGGACCGUGCCGCCCGAACGCCUCACCUAAUGAAAAUCCGAUCUCUUUAUUUUUAUAUUCCCGCACGCGGACUGUUAACCCGCCACACAACUACCGCAUAUACACGACGAUGAACGACAUGCGUGGUGGUACCACUCCGCGCAAGAGAUCAGUCGCCACCAUGGAUGCUCAAUCACUCCGAUCCGUGGAAACACACGCCCCGCCUCCCACGAAUCCAGAAGAUAAUAAACGUCUCACUACGGACUUCCUCGAAAUGGGUUAUCUUCUCAACGAUUGCACUAAGUUGGGUUUGCAUGUGGUCAUGUUAUUCGCGGUUGUUGUAGCUUACAAUCAAACAAUUAAGCUGGACAUAAAUGAACAUCCUAUCUCCCUUUUGGAUGACGUUCUACUCUUCAUAUGCCUACCAGCGUUCUUUAUGGAAACAGUGUUUUCCAUGACCGCUACAAUAAGUAUACUGAACGUUAUCAAAACUGUUGACGUUAGUGUUAUGGUUAUACAGGUGAUCAUCCAAACAGCUCUUUUGGUUGACGGCCUGCGGCGCUGCAGCAACAGCAGAAAGCUGCGAAGAACGAAGCCCGGCAGAGAACUUCUCAUGUUCCUCAUCAUAAGCAACGUUGGAAUGUGGCUGCUCAACACAUUCUCCUACAAGUCUCCAGAAAGUCUAGAUGAAAGAUACGAGUUCUACGGCAAAGUCCUCUGGAGUAUACUUGGUCACAUUUCCUUACCCCUCAUCAUGUUUUACAGGUUCCACUCCAGCGUGUGCUUUGCUGAUAUAUGGGGUUCUGCUUAUAAGCCUGGCUCAGAACAC